Messenger RNA from Cyclopterus lumpus (lumpfish), 4814 nucleotides. RefSeq names its product SRY-box transcription factor 4b (gene sox4b). The coding region runs from base 809 to 2050 and encodes 413 amino acids. Gene Ontology annotation, biological process: anatomical structure morphogenesis; cell differentiation; positive regulation of transcription by RNA polymerase II. Gene Ontology annotation, molecular function: RNA polymerase II cis-regulatory region sequence-specific DNA binding; DNA-binding transcription activator activity, RNA polymerase II-specific. The transcript has a single exon. Lineage: Eukaryota; Metazoa; Chordata; Actinopteri; Perciformes; Cyclopteridae. The record is from RefSeq and is a predicted model, not a curated record.
AAUGAGGUCAGACACGAGGCUCCUCAUUGCACGCGCUGAUUAUUAUUAGAUUCCAUUUUUGGCCAAUCGGGGGCGAGGUGGGCGUGGAUUUCGCGCAGAGCAGGGUAGUGACAGCCUCCCAUUGGUGGAUUUUUAUCGCCGUUGUAUCGCGGGGAAGGGAUAAAUACCAGCAAGUGGGGCCGGGACUGGAGGGCUGCUUGAAACUCGACUGCAAGUCUGCAGAUGGAAGGCGGACAGUGUAACUCUAGGUUCCUUUUUUUCCUCCCCAGCAUGCAUGGCUUUUGUUUCUAGGAGAGGGGACAGAGCUGAUGCAGAGAAAAGCACUUACCUUGCUCACUGCAGGCUACUUGGGAGCCCUUUGUAAGAGCCCGGGCGCACAGUGUGGCACUCAGUCUGCGCUCAGCAGCUGCACAGACUAUGUUCAGUCACCACACGGCUGAAUUGAUCUUAUAACACAGGAGGGAGAGAGAGACAAGAGAACAGUGGAGAGUGGGCUGUCCCUGUUGUUUUGAUCACCUACAGAAACUGGAAAUUAAACUUUUUCUUCUUCAUCUUUUCACAUCUAGCCUUUUAAGGCUACACUGGACUUGAACUGUUCCGAGUUUACCGCACAUCUCAGGAGUGAAUUAUUUUUUUUCAUUAUUUUUUAAACUCAAACUGUGAAGAGGGGAGAGCGAAAGAGCUGAGUUUGCUUUAAAGUGAAUCGGAGGGACCAAGGAGAGAGGGAGAGAAACUGAGCGAGUACACUGCUCUCCCUCUGUGUGUGUGUGUGUGUGUGUGUGUGUGUGUGCGUGUAUAACUGGGCAGCAUGGUGCAGAAAAUGAGCCACACGGAGAGUACCGCCGAGGCACUGUCCUUUUUCGCCGGAGAUUCAAGCUCCGACUCCGGGGCGUGCAUGGACCUGGACCCGGCCGCCUCGCCUCUCUCCCCGGCUUCGACCGCCGGGGACAAGCUGGGGGAGAACCCGGCGUGGUGUAAAACGCCCAGCGGCCACAUCAAGAGACCCAUGAAUGCGUUCAUGGUGUGGUCCCAGAUCGAGAGGAGGAAGAUCAUGGAGCAGUCCCCAGACAUGCACAACGCCGAGAUCUCCAAGAGGUUGGGGAAGCGGUGGAAGCUUCUCAGGGACAGCGACAAGAUCCCCUUCAUCAGGGAGGCGGAGCGGCUCAGGCUCAAGCACAUGGCGGACUACCCCGACUACAAGUACCGGCCGAGGAAGAAGGUGAAAUCAAGCGCUUCCAAGCCUGGUAGUAACGGGGACAAGAGUGAGAAACUCAACGGUAACUCCAACAACACCAGCACUAAGACAUCAUCAUCUUCCAGGAAGAACGGAUCCAAAUCACCCAGCAGCAGCAAACCCCACAAAUCACUUUUCGGGAGCAGCAGCAGUAGCAGCACCAAAGCAUCACCGUUUGCCUCCGAGCACACGUCAGAGCACCACCACCACAACUCUCUCUACAAGUCGAAAUCCGUCUCCUCGGCGGCCAAGCAGAUACCGGACGGCAAGAAGCCCAAGCGGGUGUACGUCUUCGGGAGCAGCGGGGCCAACUUGAGCGUCAGCCCCGCGUCCUCCGUCGUGGUGCCCGCCAGCCCGACGCUCAGCAGCUCGGCGGACUCCAGCGACCCGCUCAGCCUGUACGAGGACGCGGCCAGCGGCAGGGAGGAGGGGGCCGACUCCCCCGGCAGCGGCGGCAGCCUAGGCGGGUCUUCGGAGCGCAACGGCGGGCACACGUACAGCAGUCGGCGGGCUUCCUCGCCGACUCCCUCCGGCUCCCACUCCUCCGCGUCGUCCCACUCGUCCGCCUCCUCUUCCUCGGAGGACGAAGAGUUCGAGGACGACUUGCUCGACAUUAACCCGAGCCCCAGCUUUGACACCAUGUCGAUGGGCAGCUUCGGCUCCUCGGUGCUGGACAGGGACUUAGAUUUGAACUUUGAGUCCGGCUCCGGCGGCUCCCACUUUGAGUUCCCCGACUACUGCACGCCCGAAGUCAGCGAAAUGAUAUCCGGGGACUGGCUGGAGUCCACCAUCUCCAACUUGGUGUUCACGUACUGAGUGAGCAAAAAGCAAAAAAAACAAAACAACAAAGACAAAAAACGACAGGUAAAUGUCCUGCGAGCUUAAGAUAUGCCCACGAACAGAAACAGCAGUUCCUGGUAGAGGGGGCGUCCUAGUUUGUGUUAUAACUAGCCUACAACAGACUAGUAAAAGCCCUGAAACUAGUCCCGUCUCGUCCAAAUAAGACAAGAGCUGCAAAUCCUUUUGGAAAGCUAAAACUUUAAAGCGAAUAACUUGUCUUUUUCUUCGGGCGCGUGGACUGGGGACUCGAUGCCACCACACAAGUGGAGCGCCGACACGAGCAGGGGGAGAGCACGAGGGGGGCUGGUUCUGUUUCCGGACGGUGAAACGCUCAGUCCCGACCUUGUUUUUGAACUAAACAACUUAACUGUGAUUGAUUUGCACGUUAUGCGGUCCGCCGUUCACUUAAUCAAUGUUGUUGCCGUUUUUUAAAUAAAAGAGAAAAAAAAGGGACAUUUCACAACUUUUUUUUACCAAUCGCCAAGUGAACUUCACCACUAAAAAGGUACAGAAAUAGGACUGUCGUGCGACUUUUCUUUUUUUUUUCCUUUUUAAAAAGAAACUUUUUUUUUUUUUAAUUGUGUCACCGAGAGGGAUUUUUUUUUUUAAUGAAACCGAGGUGGGUUGAUGUUUUUUUUUUUAAAGUCGACUAUUUUUCUCAAAAAGCAAAAAACAUGUCAAGCAUGAUGGCCUACUGUGUUCCUAUCUUGUGCUGAGAUUUUCUGUGAGACUGUCGAGCAGUUUAAAACUAGUAUUAGGAUUAUUUAAAUGGGUAGGUGGCGCUCGCUUUCGGUUCUUCUCUUUAAAAAAAAAAAAAAAAAAAAAAAAAAAAAGGACAUUGAAAUAAUCACCAGCUGUUGUAAUUUUUUCGAACUUCAGGAUUCAAACGCAACUUCAAAUCUGUGCUGAACUUUAUACACGUGUUCUCUACUAUUCAGGACCAAAAUUAUUUCAUUUCAGAUGAUAGCUAUAGAGAAAUCCUCAAUUUUGUUUUUUCAUCCUCUGAGCUUUGUUUUGUACAUGUAUUCAGAUGCCAUUUUAUAUGGGAUGUUGUAUUUAUAUACUGGGCCAAGCAUUUUUGGACUUGAUCAUUUUUUUUUAAAUUUCUUGUAUACAUGAUCUAGUCCUGUUUCUUUUUCUUACACGGUUGUUUGUCAGUAUGUCUGUGUCUGUCACAUUUCCUUCUCAGGCGAAGGGCUAGAGUUUUCAAAACACAACUUUUGAUUUCAUUUUAUAUUUAGAUGUACACACUUUUUGGACACUUAAAAGAGAGGACACAGUUUGAUUAUUUUCUCAGUGUAUUUUUGUACAAAUCUAUAUAGAAAAAGGGGGAGUCAACAAUCGGUGUGUGUAGCCUGCUAAUACAGCUGUAUUGGAUUUCCUAAUGUUAAUACCCUGGCAGGCUGGUUUUCAUGCUGCCUUCAAGUGGUCAUGGUAAGCUCGUAUCUUAUUAUUUUGUAUCGCCUGUUCAGAGGCUUUUGUAAAGACAGCCAGCAAAAUAGACCUUCUAUCACUGUGGUGCCUAUUGUUUGUUUUUAAGAAAUGAAAGGCACCAAGGUAUUUUUUACUCAUGUGACCCAACCAGAGGAGAUCAUAUUAUCCAGGUGUGUUAUUGGUGUUUUAAUUCACAAAUCUGGCAAACUUUCUUUAACUUUUACCAGCACAUACUGACAAGACUCCUUUGAUGUCCAAUCUCGAACAUCCACAAUUGUCAGUCCAGGCAUGAUAUACCUAAACCACAAAGUUAAAGGAUGCAAUUACGAUUUCUUCCGACAGCACUUGAAAGCAGCACCAGCCUAUGUAUCUGCCUACCGUCUACGUUUACAGUGCCAGUCUGCAGGCUCCUUAAAGAUACAAGAAUGCAUUAUUUCUAGAGGCUAUUCCUUUGGACCAUGUGGGUUUAACAGCAUCACUAUCUUAAGCAGCCACUUGUUUUUGUUUUUUUGCAUUUCCCUUCAGAGUGCUUGCCUAUGACAACAAAUGAGGAGAUUGUAGCUUUACAUUUGACAUAUUUCUUGAUGUUUUCAUUAAUUGAUGUCACUUUUGCCAAUCCACCUCUGGAUUGGACAGGCUAUCAAUACAGCAAGCAAACAACAAGGAUGAUAACAUCAAGCAUAUUCAAAUUUCUGACUUGAGUUCCGCAACACCUACUUGUUCUGCGUUUCUCAUUGUAUUUGAAUAUAUAAUCUUUUGUACUUGUCAGCUAACUAUUAGCUAAUACUUGUUUUAGUAUCUUUAUGGCAUGGUGAAUAGCAUUUGUAUUUCAGAUUCAGGUUAUUAGCUGUUGUGUUUUUCAGAAAAAAAGAAAAAAUGAGGAAAAACGAUGAAACGUGAACUCGAUCUUUGUAUAUUUGACUGUAUCAUAAAGCAAAAAGAUUGUGUGUUUAUGUACGUUGUUGCUAUCGAGGACAGGCACUGUCUAGAACUGCUAUCUUUUACACAUCCUUACUUACAUUUAAGGUGGUCAGUUCAGGACUCUUUUUUUAUAUAUAUAUGAAAGCAUUUUUAAAUAUAUUGACUUUAUUUUUCAUCCAUUCUGUGCAAUAUGCUGUGUAGAAUUAUCAUUUAUUGUCUCUAAUCAUGCCAUAAACAAAGGAACCACCCUUUUUUUGAGACUCGGACAAAGGGGGGGAUCUCAUGCCAGCUAAAUUGUGUUCAUUCACUGCCUGUCAGAUUGUUGAUAUAAACUUGUGUACAGAACUUUUUCAAGGAAGGAAAUAAAUAUCAGCUGGAACUGAAA